This is a messenger RNA of Mesocricetus auratus (golden hamster), 2261 nucleotides long. It is a transcript of the gene Ventx, whose product is annotated as VENT homeobox. The transcript is spliced from 2 exons. Gene Ontology annotation, molecular function: RNA polymerase II transcription regulatory region sequence-specific DNA binding; DNA-binding transcription factor activity, RNA polymerase II-specific. Gene Ontology annotation, cellular component: nucleus. NCBI's taxonomy places the organism in Eukaryota, Metazoa, Chordata, Mammalia, Rodentia, Cricetidae. Bases 1166 to 1777 code for a protein of 203 amino acids. Gene Ontology annotation, biological process: regulation of transcription by RNA polymerase II; embryonic morphogenesis. The record is from RefSeq and is a predicted model, not a curated record.
CUUUCUUCCUUCAGAAAAAGGCUACAGGGCUAGUUUGCUCUACAGCCUGGGAGAACGUUCUUUUGGGGACAAGAAUCACCAGGAGCGAGGGACUCUAUCUGGCCUUCACCCCACCCUUCUUGAGCGAGAGAAUCCUCAGAGGGAGCGAUUGGGGGGUUCCCACCCUGCUUGUCCUGGUCAGGGGAAAGUUGCAUCACUGGAGACCCUCUCUGGGGGCCUUUCAUGAAUCUCCAUCAACGAUUCAGCCCGGCAAAUACAGGGCACCAGAAGACAAUGCACCCAGCCUCCAGUUGAGGACUCCCGGCUUUGAGCAGCCUGAGGCGCUUGCAUCCUAAACUGCAUCUUAGCUGCAUCUAAGGCUAGUAAGAGGUCUGCCUCCACCACCUUUCUUUGGCCUCUGCCUUUGGGAUCCCAGACAUGUCUCUCCAGCCGGUUACUGGUCCAAACUGGGACAAAAGCGCAGUCCUAGAAGUUUCUAAGGCCCUGAAAAUGUUUGGAAGCUCUAGAAGCCCAAAGAGAGACCCAAAACUAAAGACACCACAACUCGACCUCAAGGGAUCAGAAAGCAGAAUCUUGUUGGUCACAUUCGAAUCCCAGGGUGCAGAGAGAACGCUAUGACUAAAAUAGUCAUGAGCCAGUUUCUCAGCAAGAAAAGCAGCCCCAUUACACCCCACACCACUGUAGGAGGUGCGAGCCCAUAGGUGCGCUUUGAGAUUCGAGCUCGGUCAAGAACUGAUGCUAGACGGUGGCUACACCAUACGCGCCCUCGCGCUGUCCUGGAGGCUGAGGCCAUCUCUUCAUCGGUGUCUGUGUUCCCCCUCAGUCUUUCCCGCAGAAGGAGCUACUCCACAGACCGCAGUUGGCCCAGAAAGUCUGAUGUGGGUGCGACAAUGCCACCCCAGGUCUUGGGGCACUCAGUUCCCAGGCAGUGGUCCCGCCCCUCUCCGUCAGUCCCGCCCCCCAAAACCAGUGAAUCCAACCCGCACAGAGGCCCGCAUAUCGACUGAAACGACCAUUGGGUAGCAGCGCAUGAAAGCGCCGCCACCUUUUUAUAGGGUGCGGAGGGGCCCGAGAGCCAUCGAGCCCAGGGUCCUGGCAAAACAAGCCGCCGCUGCGCCUAGCGAGUACCAGCCGGGCGGCUAGCCCUACACCCGCCAUCCCAUGCAUGGCCCGGGCGACAUUCGACAUGAACGCGGAGGGGCUCGGAGCGCGCGGAGGGGGCCACGUAGGGCACGGACCACUCCCCUUCAGCGUCGAGUCACUGCUGGAGGCUGAGCGCGUAUCGGGUUCCGAGCCUGGGGAACUGGGGGAGGAGAGGCCGCCGGGUGCCUCGAAGCCCGGAGCUUGGCCCCCACCGGUCACGCACACGUGCCCCCCACGUGACCCCAGCCCUCCACCCUGCACUCUCCGCAAACACAAAAACAAUCGCAAGCCUCGGACGCCCUUCACCACCGCGCAGCUGCUGGCGCUUGAGCGCAAGUUUCAUCAGAAGCAGUACUUGUCCAUUGCUGAGCGCGCCGAGUUCUCCAGCAGCUUGAGCCUCACUGAGACUCAGGUCAAGAUCUGGUUUCAGAACCGCCGAGCCAAGGCCAAGCGGCUUCAGGAGGCUGAGCUGGAGAAGCUGAAGCUGGCAGCCAAGCCACUACUGCCGGCCUUUGCCCUGCCGUUUCCGCUAGGCACGCAGCUGCACAGCUCCGCGGCCGCAUUUGGCGGCGGCGCGGUUCCUGGGAUCCUAGCCGGGCCAGUCGCGGCUUAUGGCAUGUACUACCUGUCUUAGCCCAUGGAACCAAGUCCUAGCCUCUCGGGCUCAGGCUUGCGCCACACCUCCGGCCGCCGCUGAUGCUCCUGGUAAUUUCUGACCUUUAAGUAUCCCUUUCAUUUUAGCUUUUCGUUCUUUACUGUUCAUACUGUGUUAUAGUUGAUGACUGGAGCCUAUUUGUAGGCAUCUUACAAAUAUUUUAAACCUUCCUAAAAUCAUAUUCACACCUAUCUGUUUUCUGAAAGACAGUGAACUCAGCUUCAUACAGUCCUUGAAAUGGACAGAAGUAGAUCUUCCUACUUCGUACAAAGCGGCACCGAGGACUUUAGAGAGGGUCUUUUGGACUGGCAUAAACAUUCCCUAAAAAGAAAUUAAAAUAAAAAUGAGACAGUGGGACUGCUAGGAAGAAACUUAGAAACUAUCAUCACUUUAACUAAAUGUGGUAUGUUGUGACCAAAUGAAAAGUUUUGCAGUUGUUUGAGAUUUUACCCCAUUAUUUUUG